Molecule: messenger RNA, 2379 nt
Organism: Adelges cooleyi (spruce gall adelgid)
Lineage: Eukaryota; Metazoa; Arthropoda; Insecta; Hemiptera; Adelgidae
Exons: 10
Coding region: 188-2302 (704 amino acids)
Source: RefSeq, a predicted model, not a curated record
UGUUAUAUAUUGUAAUUUUUAAUUACCAACAAACUACCAAUAAUUCACACUUUUAAAACUACACGUUUAAAAAUUUUAAAUUUCCUUUCUUUGAUUUAAAAUCUACUAUAAAAAACUAAUUAAGUAAUAUCUAAAUGGGUUUUUAGUAAAUUAUGUGGCCUAAAGUUUAUUAGACAUUUUUAAGGAAAUGGAGUUUUUUUUCGAUUUUGAACAACUGCCUUUAAAGUCAGAAUAUCUUUACACUAAAGCAAAAAAAAUACAUUUGCAUGAAAGUGAAAAUUCAUUUUUAAUAUCGUGGAACGGUUGUAAUACAGUAUUAUAUCCUUUGGAAAGUCAAACAAUUGGAACGUUGUUUAACCCUACAGAUUACGUGAUUAUACCACUAAGUAAUCCAGUUUCUUCAGUUUUAACAUUUCAGUCAAAACUUAUUUGUAUUGUCGAAAAUGGAACCAUGUAUCAUCUUAAAAAUAUUCACCGAUACUCUCCUGAUUUAUUCGAUGACUGUUCACUGGUUUCUCAGGCGACACAAGAACCGCUUUCCUGUAGUUAUGAAUGGACGUCUAUUUUUAAACAAAAAUUCCUUUGUAAGGUUAAAGCAGCGACUUUUUACUCAGAAGGAAUAGUGUUGGUCAUAGAAAUUGGAGAUAGGAUUGAACUUCAAUUUUUAAAAAUUGCAUUUGAUGUUAAUAAUGAAUUUUUAGUAAUUCCUGUUUCACAUAAACUUGUCCACUAUCAAAAAGAGCAAACCUUUGUAGUAGAUUCUUUCACAUCUUGUAUCUGGAAGAAAUACAUAAGUGUCGACCGAGCUAAAAUACUAUUUAAAUCAAUUGAACUCGGGUGUAAAGAUGUUCUCCUGCUGGCAUCAAACAACUCAAAAAUUUAUGCUACUACAUCUGAUACUACUAAUGUUAUGACAUUUUUAGACUUUCCACAAAAAAUAAUUCAUACUCAAUUUUUAAACACAGGAUCAAAAAAACUUAUUUUUAUAACAGCUAAUGGAAUACUUAUGGUUAUACAUUGCGAUGUCCAUACAUUGCCUUCAUACAUUUGUCUUCCUGUCACUCGAGUAGAAUGUGCACUCAUUGUUGAUUAUACUGUAAUUGUAAGUGACAGUAUCAAUCUAUUACUCGUUACGUUAGAUGAACAAUUUUCUACUAUCAGCAGACAAGUUGUAACUCCUUUAAAAGGAAUUUUAUCACUACGUCGGUUUAAAGAUUAUACUAUAGCUUUUACGCAACUUCAUAAAGUUUACAAGUUGUCCUCGGCAUAUCAUAAUAUUGUUAAAAAAGAAAAAGACUCCAAAUGCAAUUUUGAAACUGAUAAUUUGUUACUGGAUAUUAAAGAUAUUUGUAAAAGCAAUGAACUAUUAGCAAAACAAAAUGAUCAAGUUGAUUUAUAUUUAAAAGCGAUUUCAUUAGUUGCCCGCAAGAAUCUAAUUAUUGAACACAGCUCAUUUGAUUUAUUGAUUUAUUCAGGUCACAAUGCAGUGAAAUUAGGUGGACACGAAGACGAGUAUAUUUUUGCUAUCAGAAUUUUUACAACUUGUCAGUGGCUAUCGUUUCCAUCAAAGAUUUGGAAAAUUAUAAUACGUGUUAUAGAUAGUGAAAAAUCUUCUUCAAACUGUGAAGUUUAUCCAAUUAAAGCUAAUUCGUUUAAUUUUAAAGAACCAUUGGUGUUAAGGCAUCAUUUGCCUUCCACUAUUGCUGAGAACAUUACAUCUGGUUUUGUUAACUGUGAAUUUGUAUGUAGCGUGCCGAAUACGUUAGGAUUUGAAAACCAUUGUAUGAUUAUUCCAUUACGUCCUGUAAAAUUAAAUGCUUUAUACUUUGUUAAAGUAGAAAACUCCAACAAAAUUCCCUCGAUAAAUCCUUUAGUACAUCAUUACAGGUGCAUUUUUAAAUAUCCAGAGCAAAAAUCUCUCGCUGACUGUUUAAAAAUAAUAAUGAACAAAAAUAAACACAGAACGUCAAAAUCCUUAUACAAAAAUAUUAUUGAGCAAUUGGGCAAAUCGUUUUAUUUAAACUACUUUGGUAAAACUGUUUCUGUCGUCUUUGAUGAUAAAAUUAAAAAGAUAAUUUUAGAAAGUUAUGAACACAACACUCUAAUAUCAGUUCGUAAUGGAAUCAUUAAUGAGUUGUGUGACGACAACCCUGCCAUUAUAAACUGUAAUGUGCUCGCAGAUAUCCAAAAAAACAUUUGUUUGAUAGAACAAUUAUCACUAAAAGAUCAAUGUAACAAAAAAAUCAUGAAGAAUGUUGUUGAUUGCAUUCAAAAACAAAUAAGUGCUGAUCUACCUGUAUAAUAUUUAUAUUGGUACUAUUAUAGUUAACAUUCAAACCGUUACUGGAUGUUGGAAACAUUAUUAAAUUUUAUAAAUGU